AUGGAAAAUUUUGGUGUUUCUCAUCGAGGUCCUGCUAAAAUCAAUCAAUUGGGUGGUGUAUUCUUGAACGGAAGACCAUUACCGAAUGAAACGCGAUUAAAGAUCGUUGAAUUAGCAGCCGCCGGUGUAAAAUGUUCAGAAAUCGCUCGAGAAUUAAGAGUUUCACAUGGAUGUAUUAGCAAAAUUUUAAACCGAUAUCUAGAAACUGGAAGUAUUCGUCCAGGUGUUGUUGGUGGUUUAAAACCCAAAAUAACCGAUCGUGCUAUUCAAGAUCGUAUUCAACAAUACCAAAAGGAAAAUCCCAACCUACCAAGUUGGGAAAUCCGGGAUAAACUCGUGUCCGAAGGAGUUUGCGUUAAAAAUAACACCCCGGCAUUAUCCGCAAUCGAAAAUGUAUUAUCGGGAGAAACCAAUUGGGAUAAAUCCCCAUCUUCGUCAUCAGAAGAUCAAAACUCCACAAAUAUAAACGAUUACGAUUACGAACCAAGUAUACAACUAAAAAGGAAGUUAAGGAAAAGUAGGACGGCCUUUACAAUUGAACAAUUAGAAGAAUUAGAACUAGCUUUCGCCAAGGUUCAAUAUCCAGACUCUGAUUUUAAGUUGGAAUUAGCGCAAAAAAUGAAUUUAACUGAAGCCACGAUACAAGUUUGGUUUAAUAAUCGCCGAGCGAAGUUGAGGAAGCAAAUGAUUGCUUCAAGUUCUUAUCAUGGUAAUUUAACCGGAUUUCCAAUGGAAACUAAUAGAAAUGAUGGUUUAAAUUCACCUACUUUAUUACCCACUCAACAAAAUUCUCCUGGUUUAAAUGGACAUCCCGGCUUCAAUUUUAAUUCCAGUAAUUACCAAUUACCACCACAAGAAACUUCAUAUAAUUUCGAUCAACACCCGGGAUUUAAUCAACAAGCCAAUCAACAAUUGGUUAAUUUUUAUGGAAAUGAUAACGUUAAUUACUACCAAGAAAAUACUUCAAAUAACCAGCAUCUUUAUUACAAUGGAAUCAUUCAGUCUUAUAGAAAUAAUACCUACGCUUAUCAAGACUAUUCGAAUAAUUGUGAAAGUGGAAAUAAUUAUUUAUUUUCAUCAACAAGGUAA
Onthophagus taurus is the source of this 1089-nucleotide messenger RNA. RefSeq names its product protein gooseberry-neuro-like. Gene Ontology annotation, biological process: anatomical structure development; regulation of transcription by RNA polymerase II. The record is from RefSeq and is a predicted model, not a curated record. Gene Ontology annotation, molecular function: DNA-binding transcription factor activity, RNA polymerase II-specific; RNA polymerase II cis-regulatory region sequence-specific DNA binding. Lineage: Eukaryota; Metazoa; Arthropoda; Insecta; Coleoptera; Scarabaeidae.